Trypanosoma theileri is the source of this 315-nucleotide messenger RNA. RefSeq lists its product as uncharacterized. NCBI's taxonomy places the organism in Eukaryota, Euglenozoa, Kinetoplastea, Trypanosomatida, Trypanosomatidae. The transcript has a single exon. The annotation marks the transcript as partial. The record is from RefSeq and is a predicted model, not a curated record.
UCAGGUACUUUAAGGGAAGGAGCCUCGGCCUUUUCCGGACAUGUCUCACCUUCAGGACGUUCAGCACCUUCAGAAGUACCAUUAGUGCAAUUCGUACCAGGAGGAGUAACUUGGAGAAGAAUCUUAGUCUCACUCUCCGUAUCAGGGACUUGGUCGGAAAGAUCGGCGGCAGGCACUUCUUCAGCGAGGACGUGCACACACGCACAUGAGAGCAGGAGAGCGAGGAUACACAGCACGUGGCGCAUCAUUACUAUUGCAAUACUUCUUGCAGUAGUCUUACUUCAACCGCUUAGAAAAAAAACAGAAACAAAGUGA